GAGGGCAAAAGAUGAAAGAGAGUGAGGAGAAGCCAGGAAGAAAGUCGAGGCAAGACGGGGAGCUGGGAUGGGAGGAAGAACAGAGGGUCUUAUGCAGGGGGUGUGGAGGGAGGAAGAAGAGGAAAAAUUGGAGCAGAUGACUUAAUCACUCUGUACUGCCACUAUAAACACUCUCCUCCCUCCACACACACACACACACACACACACACACACUUGCACAUGGUCAAUGAAUAUGAUCCCCUGUGAAGUCACUCUCCCCUCCCCUCCCUCCUGCACUAUGAGAGCCUCCAGAGCCAACUAAAACGUAUGUGUAUGUGUGGCUCCCUCUCUAUUACCCUUUCCUCUCUCACAUUCCAGUGCAGUUGAGGGGUUUGAGUGCCUGGAUACAGACACAGGAGGAAACACACGGCAAGGGAGUGAAAGGGAAUUCUCUACUCUGGACUGUAGACUGAAAAUUGUUUGGAUUUUUUUCCCCCUCCAGUUCAGACUUUGAGCACACCCUAAUUGUGCCUUUAUUUUAUAUAACUUCUUCACAUCUCCAGCUGGACAUUUCAUCAUUCUAGAGCAUCAGAAGCAUCACAAAGUAUUUUCGGUAGCUCUGGCAUUUUUUUCCCAUUUAAACAGGUCAAGUGAUUGGUCACGAAGACCAGAGAAUUGGUCCAUUAACACAGGGGCUGUGACAGCCCUGUCUCCUCCAUGAUGGCGGAACUCCUGCAGCCCAGCACUAACAGUCUCCGGGUCCCAGAUGAGAACAGAUCCAGGUCUACAUCUCCAAACAGCUCUCCUUCCCCCUCCAGAAACGACUGCAGUAUCGCUCCUCUCACUCCCUCGCCCUCUCCGAGAACUGAGCUGAGGCCACGUGUAGCACGUCCGUUUUCUGUAGUGGUGGCUAUUGAUUUUGGCACCACCUCCAGUGGCUAUGCCUUCAGUUUCACAGAGGACCCAGAGGUCAUCCAUAUGAUGAGGCGCUGGGAGGGUGGAGAUCCAGGCGUGGCCAAUCAGAAGAGCCCGACCUGCUUGCUGCUGACCCCUGAACUGCGCUUCCACAGUUUUGGCUUUGCAGCACGAGACAGCUACCAUGACUUGGAUCCUGAAGAAGCCAGACACUGGCUCUACUUCGACAAGUUCAAGAUGAAGAUUCAUAGCACUAGUGACCUCACCAUGGUGACAGAGUUGGAGUCGGUGAGUGGAAGGAGAGUUCGGGCCAUUGAGGUUUUUGCACAUGCUCUAAGAUUCUUCCGGGAGCAUGUUUUAAAGGAGGUGAAGGAACAGUGUUCGUCUGUACUAGAACAUGAUGAAGUGCGAUGGGUCAUCACUGUUCCUGCUGUGUGGAGACAACCAGCCAAGCAGUUCAUGAGAGAGGCUGCAUACCUGGCAGGUCUUGUGGCUAGAGACUCUGCUGAACAGCUACUCAUUGCUCUUGAACCUGAAGCCGCCUCAAUCUAUUGUAGAAAGCUCCGCCUCCACCAGGUCCUUGACCUCAGCCAGAGACCAAUGACCAACGGCCUGGACCAGGACGGGUCCCGUCCCUUUGACUCCAGUUUCAGGCAAGCACGUGAACAGCUUCGCAGGGCCAGACACAGCCGAAUAUUUCUCGUGGAGAGUGGAACUGGGGAACUGUGGUCUGAGAUGCAGACGGGGGAUAAGUACAUAGUGGCAGACUGUGGAGGCGGGACAGUGGAUCUCACGGUACAUCAGAUUGAGCAGCCUCAGGGAACACUGAAGGAGCUGUACAAAGCAUCAGGAGGUCCGUAUGGCGCAGUAGGUGUAGACCUGGCUUUUGAGGCGAUGCUGUGUAAGAUAUUUGGGGCAGACUUCAUUGAAACGUUUAAAGCCAAGCGUCCGGCUGCUUGGGUGGACCUGACCAUCGCCUUUGAGGCUCGUAAACGCACAGCAGCCCCAAGCAGGACGAGCGCACUUAACAUCUCUCUGCCCUUUUCCUUCAUCGACUUCUACAAGAGACACUGUGGCCAGAGUGUGGAAACAGCGCUACGCAAGAGCAAUAUGAAUAUAGUAAAAUGGUCCUCACAAGGGAUGCUAAGGCUCACGGCAGAAGCUACAAAUGAGCUUUUCCAGCCUACCAUCAGCAAGAUCAUCAAACAUAUUGAGGACCUGAUGGAGAAGGAGGAAGUAAAGAACGUGCGCUUCCUGUUCUUGGUGGGUGGUUUCGCUGAGUCUCCUAUGCUCCAGCGUGCGGUCCAGAAUGCACUGGGGCAGCGCUGCCGCAUUAUCAUCCCUCAGGAUGUGGGUCUUACCAUCCUGAAGGGUGCAGUGCUGUUUGGCUUAGACCCCACAGUGGUUCGAGUCCGCCGCUGCCCAUUAACGUAUGGCGUUGGUGUCUUAAACCGCUUUGUAGAGGGUCGUCAUCCAAGUGAGAAACUUCUCAUCAAAGAUGGCCGGCAUUGGUGCACAGACAUCCUUGAUCGCUUCGUUUGCACUGACCAAUCGGUGGCCUUGGGGGAGGUGGUUAGGCGGAGCUACACCCCAGCCAGAGUGGGCCAAAGGAAGAUUAUAAUAAAUAUUUACUGCUGCACCAGUGAUGAUGUGGUGUACAUUACUGAUGCUGGAGUGAGGAAGUGUGGCACCAUAACUCUGGAUCUGCCCGAGCCAGAGGCAGGCGCCAUCAGCAGCAGCACAAAUGGAGCAGCGCUUGAGCGCAGGGAGAUACGAGCCACCAUGCAGUUCGGAGACACCGAAAUUAAAGUGACUGCUAUUGACAUGGACACAGGGAGACAGGUCAAGGCUUCUAUUGACUUCCUGUCUAACUAACCAAAUUACCCACACUUUGAGGAAAAGACAAUAGGUAUAUGAACUAUUCAAAAGACUAAUUCAGAUUCCAUCUAUCCUAAAAUAGUUUGGCACAUUUUCUUACAGUUUAUCAAGCUGUCUCAUGAUAAGAAACCAAUUCAAAACUUUAUUUUUGUAGAUUGUUACUAUUGCUGAGAAUUAUUACUGUCCAAGUAGUCAUGUUUUUUAUUAUCAAAUCUGUUAUGCAGAUACUUACACAUUUUUCUUUUUACUUUUAAACCAACAAUGCCACCUAGUUGCUUGGGGAGAAACUGGACAUUUCAAAAUGUACUGAAAAGCUGGAAUACAAGUUAAUCAUAAGGACUUCAGAGGAGUCACAUACACAUUAUAAAUGUACACAAAUGUUCUCACAUUAUUUUCUUUAAGUGGUCGUUUUUUGUUAUGCAGUAACUUUGAAUACAUACCCAAUACAUAUUAUGAACCCAAAACCUAAUCUAGUAUUCAUCCUUGGUAAAAACCAGUCCAUAGAGUUGCUAUAACCACUGUGUUUAAGUUCAAUACUCUGCAUGUUAUCAAACAAAGCACAUGAAAAAAGCUGAGAAUAUGGCAGAAAAAAUACUGCUAAACCUUCUUAGAGCUUCAGCAUUUAAAUAAAUAAAUAAACAAACAAGA
This is a messenger RNA of Ictalurus furcatus (blue catfish), 3420 nucleotides long. RefSeq names its product heat shock protein 12B (gene hspa12b). The record is from RefSeq and is a predicted model, not a curated record. Lineage: Eukaryota; Metazoa; Chordata; Actinopteri; Siluriformes; Ictaluridae. The transcript is spliced from 13 exons. The coding region runs from base 697 to 2769 and encodes 690 amino acids.